AUGAGCGUCGUGUGGACGUCCGUUUUCGUGACGUGUGGUUGGCUUGCGUUAGUCGGAACGACAUCACUCAGUACCAAAUACGAACCGACAUGGAAAAGCCUGGAUUCACGACCCCUACCAAAGUGGUACGAUGAGGCAAAGGUGGGCAUUUUCGUGCACUGGGGCGUGUACGCGGUGCCCAGUUACGGUACCGAGUGGUUCUGGAUCAACUGGCAGGGUUCAAAGGUACCCGAAUACGUCCAGUUCAUGCGUGACAACUACCGGCCUGGCUUCACCUAUCAGGACUUUGCAAGUGACUUUACGGCGGAGCUGUUCAAUGCAACCGAGUGGGCUGAUCUAUUCGCUCAGUCUGGUGCACGGUACGUUGUACUGACGAGCAAACAUCACGAGGGCUACACUCUUUGGCCCUCGGCACACACCUUCGGUUGGAACUCCGUAGACGUGGGACCACACCGGGAUAUCGUAGGCGAGCUAGCCGGAGCUGUCCGCGCCACUGGACGACUAAAGUUUGGUGUCUACUACUCACUGUUCGAGUGGUUUAAUCGGCAGUACACAUCCGACAAACUACACGCGUUCCUAAAGCGUGAGUACGUCGAUGGAAAAGUGUGGCCAGAGCUACAGCAACUCAUCAACACGUACCGACCGGAGGUACUUUGGAGCGAUGGUGACUGGGAAGCUCCCGACGGCUACUGGAAGGCGAAGGAGUUCCUCGCCUGGUUGUACAACGACAGUCCGGUACGGGAUAGUAUUGUCACGAAUGAUCGCUGGGGUAUGGGUACACUCUGUUUGCACGGUGACUUCCAUACGUGUUCGGAUCGAUUCAACCCAGGUGUACUGCAGAAGCACAAAUGGGAAAACGCUAUGACACUCGACCGGAAGAGCUGGGGCCACCGAGUCAACGCCCGACUGGAGGACUUUGUGACCACGACCGAACUGAUUGGCGAACUCGUCACCACUGUUAGCUGUGGUGGCAAUAUCCUGAUCAACGUUGGCCCCACAAAAGCCGGCACGAUCGAUGCGAUCUUCGCUGAAAAGCUCGUCGGCAUGGGACGGUGGCUUCACACAAACGGACAGGCGAUCUACGGUUCUCAACCAUGGGAAUACCAGAACGAUACCCUCACUGGAAGCGUCUGGUAUACGACAAGUUUGGCUGACAGUUCUACCAGUUUCCGCACGGUCUUCGCGAUUGUCCUGGAGUAUCCCUACAAGACGAACAGUGUGCGACUGGGGGCUUUCGAGAACCAAGUGACGAAGAUCGUUCAAAUUAUGAUGCUGGGCUACGGAACCGCUCUCAAGGUAGGGAAGCGCGAAAAAACCGCGAUCCAACGACUGAUCCUUCGUGAUUCUUCUUUUAAGUGGCAACCGACGGACGAUGGCAUUUUGGUAGAAUUCCCGCCAAAGAAUGAGCUCGAUCGGCUCACUCUGCAUCACGCAUGGACACUGAAAAUGACGCUGUCCUCGCAUUGGUCACUGCACGAGUGACCCCAGUGUAUGACCCCGUUUGGAAAGGGUUUCCCAGGGCCAGCUCGGAAGCGGCUAAUUACGGCUGGAGCGCCCGCACUUUAAUUUAGACGGCAAUAAAACGAACGACGGUUA
This is a messenger RNA of Anopheles nili, 1596 nucleotides long. RefSeq names its product putative alpha-L-fucosidase (gene Fuca). Gene Ontology annotation, biological process: glycoside catabolic process; fucose metabolic process. Gene Ontology annotation, cellular component: lysosome. Gene Ontology annotation, molecular function: alpha-L-fucosidase activity. The record is from RefSeq and is a predicted model, not a curated record. Lineage: Eukaryota; Metazoa; Arthropoda; Insecta; Diptera; Culicidae.